Messenger RNA from Solea senegalensis (Senegalese sole), 3512 nucleotides. It is a transcript of the gene tnpo3, whose product is annotated as transportin 3. NCBI's taxonomy places the organism in Eukaryota, Metazoa, Chordata, Actinopteri, Pleuronectiformes, Soleidae. Gene Ontology annotation, molecular function: small GTPase binding. Gene Ontology annotation, biological process: protein import into nucleus. Gene Ontology annotation, cellular component: cytoplasm; nuclear membrane. The coding region runs from base 139 to 2910 and encodes 923 amino acids. The record is from RefSeq and is a predicted model, not a curated record. The transcript has 23 exons.
UCCAGUCGGGACACGUCGCGGUUGCACGCGGGAACCCUGUGCGAGAUGGCGGUCGACGUUCAGGCCGUGUAGGACUGUCACGGAUCCGCUUUGUUGGUUACAUUUCUGCCUUAUUGAAACCCGCCUCUGAGCCGAGUCAUGGAGGGGGGCAAACCGAACCUGACCCUGGUCUACCAGGCGGUCCAAGCCCUGUACCACGACCCGGACCCGGCCGGGAAGGAGCGAGCCUCGGUGUGGCUCGGGGAGCUACAGAGAUCGAUGUACGCGUGGGAGAUCUCGGAUCAGCUGCUGCAGCUCAAACAGGACGUUGAGUCGUGUUACUUCGCUGCGCAGACGAUGAAGAUGAAGAUCCAGACGUCCUUCUUUGAGCUUCCGCCGGAGACCCACAAUGCACUGCGGGACUCUCUGCUGACCCACAUCCAGAACCUGAAAGACCUGUCCCCCAUCAUCGUCACACAGCUCGCUCUGGCAAUCGCAGAUCUCGCCCUGCAGAUGGCGUCGUGGAAAGGAUGCGUUCACACGCUCAUAGAAAAGUACAACAGUGACGUCAGCUCGAUGCCCUUCCUGGUGGAGAUCCUCACCGUGCUGCCGGAGGAGGUUCACAGUCGAUCGCUGCGGAUCGGAGCCAAUCGCAGGACGGAGAUCAUCGAGGAUCUGGCGUUUUACUCCAGCACCGUGGUCACUCUGCUGACGUCGUGUGUGGAGAAGACGGGCAACGACGAGAAGAUGCUGAUCAAAGUGUUCCGUUGUCUGGGCAGCUGGUUCAACCUCGGCGUCCUCGACAGCAACUUCAUGGCUUCAAAUCAGUUGCUCAUGGUUCUUUUCCAGGUCCUGCAGAGGGAUGAAACCUCCACCAACCUCCACGAGGCGGCGUCGGACUGCGUCUGCUCAGCACUCUACGCCAUAGAGAAUGUCGACCACCACAUGGCGUUAGCGGUGCAGCUGUUCCAGGGCGUCCUGACGCUGGAGACGGCGUAUCACAUGGCUGUAGCACGAGAAGACCUGGACAAAGUUCUGAACUACUGCAGGAUCUUCACUGAGCUGUGUGAGACGUUUCUGGAGACAACAGUCAGGAGUCCAGGUCAGGGGACAGGAGACCUGAGGACGCUUGAGCUGCUGUUGAUCUGUGCAGGACACCCACAGUAUGAGGUGGUUGAAAUCUCCUUCAACUUCUGGUAUCGUCUCGGGGAACAUCUGUACAAAAUCAACGACGUGACACUAAACACCAUCUUCAGACCGUACAUCCAGAGACUUCUGCACUGUUUGGCUCGACACUGUCAGCUCGACCCCGAUCAUGAAGGAAUCCCCGAGGACACGGAUGACUUUGGAGAGUUCCGGAUGAGAGUGUCGGACCUCGUCAAAGAUGUGAUUUUUCUCGUUGGAUCAAUGGAAUGUUUCUCUCAGCUUUACUCCACACUAAAAGAUGGAAGCCCUCCCUGGGAGGUGACGGAGGCCGUUCUCUUCAUCAUGGCCGCCAUCGCUAAAAGUGUUGACCCGGAAAACAACCCGACGCUGUGUGAGGUUCUGCAGCAGGUGGUUCUACUUCCCGAAAACGUCCACAUGGCGGUUCGGUACACGAGCAUCGAGCUGGUUGGAGAGAUGAGCGAGGUGAUGGACAGGAACCCACGGUUUCUGGACCCAGUGUUGAGCUACCUGAUGAAAGGCCUCAGAGAAAAAUCGCUAGCGUCAGCGGCGGCGAAGGCGAUCCACAACAUCUGCUCCGUGUGCAGAGAUCACAUGGCCCAACACUUUCACGGGCUCCUGGACAUCGCACGCUCCCUGGACUCGUUCGCCCUGUCGUCAGAGGCCGCCAUCGGACUGCUAAAAGGUACGGCUCUGGUCCUGGCUCGUCUUCCCCUGGAGAAGAUCGCGGAGUGUCUCAGUGACCUGUGUGCUGUUCAGGUGCUGGCCCUGAAAAAGCUUCUGGCAGAAGACUCGACAAACGGUAAAUCGGCCGAUCCCACGGUGUGGCUCGACAGACUGGCUGUGAUCUUCAGACAUACAAAUCCAAUCGUAGAGAACGGACAGACUCACCCGUGUCAGAAGGUCAUUCAGGAGAUCUGGCCCGUGCUCUCCAACACCUUGAACACGUAUCAGGCCGACAACAGGAUCGUGGAGCGAUGCUGUCGCUGUCUCAGGUUCGCGGUCAGGUGCGUCGGGAAAGGCUCCGCCUCCCUGCUGCAGCCGCUCGUCACUCAGAUGGUGAGUGUGUACCAGCUGUAUCCACACUCGUGCUUCCUCUACCUGGGCAGCAUCCUAGUGGACGAGUACGGUAUGGAGGAGGGCUGCAGGCAGGGACUGCUAGACAUGCUACAGGCACUCUGUAUGCCGACCUUCCAGCUGCUGGAGCAACCAAACGGUUUGAGGAACCAUCCUGACACCGUGGACGACCUGUUCAGGCUGGCGACUAGGUUCGUGCAGAGGAGUCCGCUCACGUUACUCAGCAGCAGCAUCAUCGUUCACGUUAUCCAGUGUGCCAUCGCCGCCACCUCACUGGACCAUCGAGACGCCAACUGCAGCGUCAUGAAGUUUGUCCGUGAUCUCAUCCACACAGGAGUCGCCAACGAUCACGAGGACGACUUCGAGGUGCGGAAGCAGCUGAUUGGUCAGGCCUUGGAGCAGCACGGCCAGCAGCUCGUCACGCAGCUCAUGCACUCGUGUUGUUUCUGUCUGCCGCCGUACACGCUGCCCGACGUCGCAGAGGUGCUGUGGGAGCUCAUGAUGUUCGACCGACCUACGUUCUGCCGCUGGUUAGAAAACGCUCUGAAAGGUUUACCGAAGGAGACGUCAGGAGGCGCCGUGACUGUCACUCACAAACAGCUGACGGACUUCCACAAACAGGUCACCAGUGCAGAGGAGUGUAAACAGGUCUGUUGGGCCAUCAGAGAGUUUACCAGACUGUUCCGAUAGCUGCACCCUUCACAUCACACCAGGUUAAAUGUUUCGUUGACCAACGUUCAGAGGUGACGACAAACGGCUGCUUCUGCAGACGAGGAUCAAAGGGACGAGACGGAGGUGACGGAGACGACCACAGUGGCGACGAAGAUGGUCAUUGGUUGACGGAGACCGGGGACUUUAAAAAGUGAAACGGGAAGAAUCACUCUGAAGGACUGACGGAGUUUGAGUCCUCCCCCUGACCUCACCUGAGGAGGGCGUCAGGUGGGCGGGGCCUGGAGGAGUCCUGUUGCGGGGUCUCCACUCGUGAGAAAUCAUGGACGUUUUUAAGAGAUUUAUUUUUUCGGACUUUGGUCGUGAUGUUUUUUGUCCGUGCCAACAAUGAGCCAAAAAAAAAUUCCCAUAUUGCUUUUGGGCGAUCGGCUGCCCCAGAAGGCCUGAUGGAGGAUUUGGCGUCACCUUUGACCUUUUUAACUUUGGUUGAAUUUUAGUUGUUUUUUUUUUUUUCCACAAAGUGAGACAGAGUGAACUGUGGGUAAUGAGAGACUGACACCAUGACAUCAUCGGUGAUGUAGCCUUGUUGUAAACAAUAAAAAAAAAAACGACUGAAACAACUA